Molecule: messenger RNA, 363 nt
Organism: Coniosporium apollinis CBS 100218
Lineage: Eukaryota; Fungi; Ascomycota; Dothideomycetes
Exons: 5
Coding region: 1-363 (120 amino acids)
Source: RefSeq, a predicted model, not a curated record
AUGAGCGGCAACUCCAACGUCGGCAACCGACAGGUGUACGAGGCCGGUGACCAGAGGAACUACAAAGACUCCGAGAUCAACGAGGCCGAGCGCUACAAGGAGGGCAAGCCCAACAGCCAUCUCGCCCAAGACUCGAAGGACAACCGGACGAUAGCCAACAAGCUCGCUCGCGAGGAGAAGCGCGGUGAUGAGGAGGAGGACAACAAGAGUGAGGAGACGAAGCUGCACAAUAAGGAUCCUACGCUACCCGCCAGGUCUCACGGCAACGAGCCCAGCAAGGGGGCCAAGAUCGACAAGGAGCUGCAGGAUGAGGAAGAGGAGAUCCUGAAGAAGAAGGGCUCUUUUGGCCCCAAGGGCUCUUGA